AGGAAUUAAAACAUUGGUGUUUAUAUUACAUUCUACUUCGUAAAACAUUGUAUUUGCGUUGAAGGGAAAGCACUAAUCAUGCUGUGGUACAAAUAACUAUGUUUUAGGGGUGUUCGUGCGGUUGUAUGUACCAAAAUAAGCAGUGCACUUCCGGCAAAGAGCUCCCUUUUUCUGUAACGUUAUCAAAGAGAGUUUGACUUGCUAGCUACGCGUCAGCUAGCCAAAAUGCUACUGGAAGCUAUGUAGCUGGUCCUUUACUUGUUUCUGCCCCCAAAUCGAUUUGUCCAUUUCCACCACAUAUGAAACCCCACAGCAAUACACCGACAUAUUUUCAUGUUGCACCCAUUCCCGUCUCGCCUCGUUUAUUUUUAUCAAAGCAAACCAGCACAUAUAUAAGCUAGUCGAUAGACAUUUGAGUCUGCCUCAGUUGAGUCAGUAGCACUAGCUAGCUUGGUGGCUAACGUUAGCUGCUGUUGCUCUGCAAGCCAACCUAACAGACUGUGUUGCAUGGCGGCGCUAUUUUGAGGCCGCACUUUUCCCCCCAUUUGUGUUAUUUGCAGGACUUAAAGUCACACUUGCAUAACUGAUGGGAAGUUCUGUUCUAUGUUGCUAUGACCAAUCCAAAAUGUGUCAGAAUGGAGAGAUUAGUGGCUCGCUCAGCAGGCUGAGAUAUCCCCGAGUGAAAGUCUGUUGCUUUGGUAGUCAUGUUCAGACGUUUCGAUUAACAGCAUAAUGCUUUUACUAGAUGAGGCAGGCAGCUCCAACAGAGGAACUCCUUCCUGUUUGUACAGCUGAUCACCAGCCACGACACAGAGAUGAGUUUAUUGUGUGUCAGGCUUAAGUUUACUGUCGACAGAUGAGCUGGCAGAUACAGACGGCACAGUUUGUAGAAAAGAGGAAUUUCUACUUCAGGCAUUUCCUCAUAACUAGCAAGUUAUUGUCUGACGUCGGCAUUGUAUGGAAUGCUUUUUUAUGGAAUAUUAUUACACUUGUGGUGUCAGGCACUGGAAUGUUGGUGACAGAUCCAGUGCAUUGGUUUUGGAGUGAGGCUGUCCUAGGUCAGGAUGCCUAACUGGAAUGAGAUCAGGGUGCCUUGCAUGUCUGUUUUUUGUUCCUUAGAGUUUUUUAUUUGUAUUUUAGUGGCAGGGUGUGUUGUUCUGCAGGGUGAUGUCAAAGGUGUGGCCUGUGUUCUUGGUGUGCAACAAAGUUAGUCAAAGUACCCACACGAGUACCAGGAACUAAAGUUUCACUGCAGAACCUUGAAUUGUAGCACAUAAUGGCAGUGCUUUUAAUGUUGUUAGUGAUGGGUGUAUUGCAACAUCAUUUUCCUCAAUAAAAAUGUAAGAGAAGUUCAAUAAAUGAUCAUUGUAAUACUUGUGCAUUUUUGUGUUUUACGUGUGUGGACAGAAAUGCUGUGCAAAGGGUGAAGACAAGAAAGAUCACUGAACUACAUAAGUUCUUGAAGAAAGCUGCAUUUGCACUCUUACAAAGAAACUAACUUGUUUCUCUGCAAACUGUGGUGAAGAACAACAGGACAGUAUGGCUACCACUGUCGCUGUCAGUCCCAGCGAAUACCUUCAGCCCUCCUCUGCUUCAACACAACUUGAUGAUCACACAUUUGGACCAAAGAGGGGCACAAAGGCAUCGCAGGACACUCAGCCCUCUCCUUUGGCUCUGCUGGCUGCCACCUGCAGUAAAAUCGGCCCUCCUGCUGCUCAGGCUCCUGUCACCUCUCCGCCAGCGCAGCCACAACCUCGCCGGCUCCUUCCUAUAAAGCCAGCUCCAAUAGCGCCAGCUCCACCGAAAAACCUUGGUUUCCUUUCAGCAAAGGGCAAUGUGAUCCAGCUACCUGCUGGCCUGGGCUCCACAGCUCCUGGCAGCCCCAUCGUCCUUACUAUCCAGCAGAGUCCUGCUUGUACCGGCACCUCGGCCACUCCUGGCAUCCAGUAUCAGGUGGUGCCGCAGAUCCAGGGUGCACAAACCAUUCAAGUGAUGCCACAGGGAGGUCAGAUCCAGCUCAUACCCGGUACCAACCAGGCCAUCAUUACCACUCCCAUGACCAUGCCGGCUCCGGCUGCAGCCACUGCUCCUGUCACGCCACAGAAGACCGUAGCCAUCAAGCCCUCCCUCAAGGUGCGGAAGCCAAACAAUACAGCUACAAACGUUGUGCAGCUGCCCAGUGGACUUACAAUUCCCCUCAACGUGGCUACAGGGGAAGUGGGCGGGACACAAAUCAUCACAGAGACAGCUGCAGCCCCUCCCACUCCUGGAAAGGCACGACGAGGGAGGAAAAAAAAGGCAGUACUGGCUGCUGAGCCUCCACCGCCGCCUCCAGCACAGGCUGCCUCUCCAACCCCAGAGCAGAUGGAGACCAUCCUAAUAGAAGCUGGUGAUAACAUCAUACAGGCAGGGAACAAUUUACUGAUUGUGCAAAGUCCUGGGCAACCUGCUAUGGUGCAACAGGUCCAGCUGGUCCAGCCCAAACCAGAUUCUCAGGUGGUUCAGAUCCCACAACAGGCUUUGAAGGUGGUACAGGCUGCCUCUGCUACGUUGCCACCCGUCCCGCAGAGACAGUCUGUCUCCUCGAAUCUGCAGGUCACUCCAACAGAAACAUCACCAACACAGAUUCUCUUUAAAACAGCGUCAGGUGAAUGGCAAUCGGUUCAGCUUCAGGACUCCAUGACAACAACAACCCCUGCCACCACAGUUGCCCCUACCACCACUGUCACACCACCAGCUGGCUCCAAGAGAACACAAGCUACCGGAGGACGAAAGGAGCGGACCUUGGCAAAAAUUGCCCCUGCAGGUGGAAUGAUACAAUUGAACACAUCGCAGCUCACCUCAGCAGCACAAGCAGUGCAGACCAUCAGCAUCAACGGGGUCCAAGUUCAGGGAGUUCCUGUUACCAUCACCAAUGCAGGCGGCCAGCAGCACCUAACGGUGCAAACCAUGCAGGGUGGAGGGCUCCAGCUGGCCGCAGCACAGGGCCAGCCUGCUAUUCAGGUAGACCAGACCCUCACCCUGGAGUUGCCUGGCCAGCCAGGAGAAAAGAAACGACGCAUGGCCUGCACUUGCCCCAACUGUAAAGAUGCUGACAAGAGACCCAGUGAGGUGGGAAAGAGGAAACACAUCUGCCACGUCCCUGGCUGUGAAAAGACUUUUAGGAAAACAUCUCUGCUCAGAGCUCAUGUCCGGCUGCACACUGGUGAAAGACCCUUCGUCUGCAACUGGGUUUUCUGUGGGAAACGUUUCACGCGCAGUGACGAGCUGCAGAGGCACGCCAGGACGCACACAGGAGACAAGCGCUUUGAGUGCAGCCAGUGUCAGAAACGCUUCAUGCGGAGCGACCACCUGACAAAGCAUUACAAGACUCACAUAAACACCAAGAACUUGUGAGCAGACGGUAUACAGAUACAAAAACUCAGAAAGUAACUGUGUUACAGGAAGGAUGGGCAGUGGAGAUGAGACCAAGGGAUUGUGCUUGUGACUUAUCCCACAAUGGGAAACUCUCCAGAAUGAAAUGCUGGAUUCCCUGUCACUCUUCAAGGACACUGUGUAGCGUGGUGUACAAAGGAACCCUUCCUGGUGGACUUCAGACUUUCAGCAAAUUUAUUGACCAUUUUUGUAAACGUUUUCUUUCCCCAUUUGGUCUGAACACGUGGACAGAUUACUGUGACUGAAUUUGUAAGGUAAAAAUGCUUUAGAUUUAAAUGCUUAACUCUGCUAGAUUAUUUAUGAACUCCUCUACUUCUCUGGUGGAAGAACAUAUACAGAUUUUCUUUUAUUUUUUACUUUUAGAAAACCCAACAUCAUCAGUUACAAUUUCACUCUUUUAUAUUGUUUUUUCUUCUACCACAAAAACCUUCAUACUCUUUAUUACAGAAUAUUAAGAAAUUUCAGAAAUUGAGGGUGAGCCCCCCCCCCCUUCCCCCAGUAAUGUAAAAAUAAAUCACAAAAAAAACCAAACAGACCACAAUUAAGGAAGUGCUGGAGUUAUAACAGUAUAUCAUUUCUGUGAGCUCUGGUAGGUCCCUGGUUACCAGUAGUGAUCUAAAUACAGCAAUAUGAUGCGAUCUGCAAAGUUGGCUAAUGUUGGGAAUUGUGUUGGGAAAUUGAUUGUUUAAAUUUAAGGAAGGGUAAUUAAUUAGAAAAUAUAAUACUCCAAGAAUUAGUCCUUGUGGAACACCAAAGUAAAGAGGAUGGAGUUUUGUAAACCAUGAAACGGAUAAAGGAAAAGCAGAAUCUAACCUCUUUAAGCCACAAGGAGGAAGCUGUUGCUAAAGAUGUGGAGGAAACAUAUUAAGUAUCUUAAAAUUCAACAAUGAAAAUUUACACACUGCUCAUGGUGGCUCCAGGUGUUUCCUCUGUUGAGUUGAGACAGUUGGUGCUCUUUUAUCAUGAGUUGUGUGUAAUAGAUGAAAUGUUUGAGAGUGUACCAUUGUUCUUUUCAAGUUUAUCAGGAAAAUGUCUGAUAGUUAUGUAUUUAUACUACCUAAAAUUCUCUACCUUUACACAGGCACUGCAAGAAGUUUCAAAUAUCAGGAAAAUUAAAUAAAAUUGUUAAAGGCUGGUGAGAUGGCCCAGAAAUGCAUAGAAAGACUUUUGCUGAUGAGCUAAGUUUUACUGAGUUUAGACGCUAAAGAUUUAAUUUGGUGAAAUAUUAGCAGUAAGAAGAGUUGAUAACUCAAAUGCAAAACAUGCUCUUGCAUCUGUGGUCCACACUUUGUUUCUACAUAGUUGGUUAUUUACAAUGUAUAACAAGACAUGUACACUUACUUCUAGGGCUGUGUAUCAGAUUGCCAUUUAUUUUUGUAUAGCUCCUGAAGUUUAGCCAUCCAGUCAUUAAUCACAUUAGUUCCAAGUCAAACCAGUCUUAGUUUUAGAUUGAUUUUAUUUGAGUUCUUAAAUGGCUGCAUGUUCAUAGUUGACAUCUAACUUUGACAAACUUAAUGAUUUCUGCUUCUUUUAUUACCUGUUUUUAACCUGAAUAGUUCACGUUUCAUCGUGGCAGGAAACAUGUUCAUCCUUCUCAAACUAAAGAACCUAAAAAUUUGGUACCUGCAACACUUUCUCCUAGUUUACUCAUUUAAAAAAUGAACAAAACUACACUUUAGUCUUUCUUUCAUUGUUCAGAUUUGAUGAAUUGUAGCCUAUGCAUUGCUGUAUAUAAGAUCAGACUUUUAAUUAUUUGGCCUGACUUGACAAUCAUGUCACAAGAUGCAAAAAAACAGGAAAAAAAUAAAGCUUUCUCAGGCCUUCUAUGAGUUACACAGUGUUUUCCAGCUAUAUGAUGGCUUUAAUUCUAAAUUAACACUUAAGAUGUUUUUGUGAUGUACAGAUGACCAGCAUUAGCCCUGCUGCACAGUACUGAUAUAACUUUCUUUAAUCUCAUUUGUUUUACAGAAAAUGUACAUUUGCUCAGUGAUUUUGAUGUUAUGAAGAUAAGCUGACCGUUUUCUAACAAGUCAGCAGUGAGUUUGAAGCCUGAAAUUGCCGGGGAGUUAUUUCAAGAAGUACAUUAAGUCAUUGCUUAACAAGGUUUUUUUGGUCAAAUUAUCCAGCAGAGCAGCUUCACAGUGAGGUUUGUUUCUGGUAGAUGGUGCAGGCUUGCUACAGGUUGUGCAAAGCGGAGAAAUUUGACCAAAAAAGCUCAAGUCCGAUUUGUUUUCAAAGCACUUUGAACAAAGUGCUUUGAAAAGGUGACGUUGAGAGAGAGAGAGAGACAGAGGCUGCUCAUAUUUAUGUUUAUAUUUCAUGAUUGAAUAUGUAAAUAAAACGUGUCUGUCAGACACGGUAAAUGUAGGAUAUUAAAAAUUGGUAAGCUGCAUAGUUUUGUGGUUGGCGUAGCCAGCCUUGAAGGAAGUGGACUUUGUACAGUGUUUUAAGGAAAAAAAACAUAUAUAUGUGACAUUGUAUAGCUUCAUUCCUGCUUUGUAUAAGACUUCUAGAUCUUUUUUCUAUGAAUUAAAGAUGCCUUAGACAGCUGCACCCAGUAUUUAAAGAUGUUUUUUUUUCUUUCUAAUUCCAGGUAACAACAUUUGUAAAAUUUUGUUUUGUGUUUUUAACUUAUGUUACAUGCUAAUGUCAUGUGCACUGAUUAAACUCCCAGGUUCCAAAAUUUGUAAAUUUAAUGUUGAUUGUAAUUAAAUAUAAUGUGUUUUUUCCCCUGAAUUAAGUCAUUUCUGUUGCUUGGUUUCUGUGAAUGAAAUGCUUCUUCUCCAAGCCUAUAUGUCAUAAAGUGUUCUACAAACCUUUUUUUGUGUAUAUCAGGAGAACCAAGAGAACCAGCAAUUAAUUUUCUAAGUUGUAUAAAGGUGCUAAAACAUAGUUUGCUCCUUUUCUACCAUCACCCCCCCCUCAAUAAAGAACUCAUACCUUAUCAACUGCGUCACUCUUUUUAACUUUCAUUUUGGGACUAAUAAUAGAUUAAUUAUAUUCAUACUUAAUGUGAUUAUUGUUUGUCAGGAAUAGAAGGAUAAUCGUGGUCUUUGUGUAAAUAAAUCACAACCAAGCACAUUUUUUUUAUGCCUGGUAGGCUGUAACAGCCUUAUUUGGAUAAUUAAGCCUUAAAGAAGCAUCAUUACUGAUUUUAGUGCCAUAACAAUUUUU
Haplochromis burtoni (Burton's mouthbrooder) is the source of this 6609-nucleotide messenger RNA. It is a transcript of the gene sp2, whose product is annotated as sp2 transcription factor. NCBI's taxonomy places the organism in Eukaryota, Metazoa, Chordata, Actinopteri, Cichliformes, Cichlidae. The transcript is spliced from 9 exons. The record is from RefSeq and is a predicted model, not a curated record. The coding region runs from base 1540 to 3396 and encodes 618 amino acids. Gene Ontology annotation, molecular function: RNA polymerase II cis-regulatory region sequence-specific DNA binding; DNA-binding transcription factor activity, RNA polymerase II-specific. Gene Ontology annotation, biological process: regulation of transcription by RNA polymerase II.